AUGAGUCAAAACCAAACGAUCAAUACAUUUGUUCUUGAAUACUUGUUGGAUCUGAUUCAUAAUCAACAGACGAUUCCCUCUAAAGAUAUUUCGCAAAAAUUUAUUCAAUUAAUAUCGAAAAAUUAUGAUCAAGGAGAUUUUGUUCUCCGAUUGCGUUUGUUGAAUGAAAAAUUUAGAGAGUUACAAUCAUUGAGUUUAGAAGAUGAGGAUGAUGAUGAAAUGAUUGAAAAAUGUUUGAACUCGUUGAAAAAAUUAUUAAACGAAAUUAAUCCAACGCAAUUCCGAAACAUUUUUCCGAACGCAAAUUUUGGAAAGGAAGAUUACUUGUCAAAAUUGAAAAAGUGGGAACUACGCUUAACAAAAACUAGUGCUGAUAUUGAUUCAAAGAAAGAAUCACUAGAAAAAAUUAUAAGAUAUGCUGCUGUGUUGUGUAACUCUCUAGGAUCACCAAGAAUUGUAGAUGUAUUCUCGUCAUUUCAAUCAAACGCUAAUUCUGAAUCGUCACUGCAAAAAUCAUUUUCAGAUGACCGCACUAAUGGACAUAAUGGAGACGCGCAUUCUGAGACUUUUGAAGACGACUCACAAAUAACUACUCCAUCCAAGAAACAGAAACAACAAUUAACACCAUUUUCUAGUCAUGUGAAAAAUACCAUCGUUGACGAAAUGGACGAAACUGGGGAUGGUCAUUCAAGUACAUUUGAGCCCUCAACAUUAAACUUUGAUUAUGGAACAGGCGAAUAUGACGGCUUCGUAGAAAUAGAGAACAGUGAAAACACAGACAUAGUUGUGGUCAUGGAUGAUGAAGAAUUGAGAAUGGAAAAUUUACGAAAACGAAAAACCUUUGAGGGUGCAUGUUCGUUUGCCGGAUUAAAGCAGGCCUUAAAAAAUAAUGCAAACAAGUACAAUCGUCUGGACACGUCAUUCACAUUUAGUGACAGCAAUUGCAUUCAUUUUGUUACGAACCGAGUUGUUGAGGACACUCCUGAAAUAAUCCCAACCCCCUCGUCACCUCUUCCUCGACGUACUCGAAAACAGAAACCAAUCCCCUAUGAAAAGUGGCAACCCAAUGAAUAUGGCCAACCUGGAAGGUAUUGGACUCAAAGAGAACUUGAUGCUCUCGAACGAGGUUUGAAUCUCUAUGGAAAAGAUUUUAAAAGAAUCCUACAAGAAUUUAAAUCAGAAUUUCAUCCAGUUCGAACUCCUGUGAGUUUAUUGAGAAAAUGUGAAAGAGCAUUUCCAGAUAAAUAUUCGAACACAAGAAAGAAUAAUGACUCUGGCAAUGAGCAUGAAGGAAAUGACAGUGAGGAACCAUUUGAUUCUGUAUCUGAUACAGAGUAA
Naegleria lovaniensis is the source of this 1338-nucleotide messenger RNA. RefSeq lists its product as uncharacterized. The record is from RefSeq and is a predicted model, not a curated record. Lineage: Eukaryota; Heterolobosea; Eutetramitea; Acrasida; Naegleriidae. The transcript has 2 exons. The coding region runs from base 1 to 1338 and encodes 445 amino acids.